GGCUGGGGGGAGAGGGGGGAGAGAGAGAGAGAGAAUUGAUUGGGUGAAGCCGGACGAAUCUCUGGGCGGGUAGGGACUGCUUAAAAACCUCACGUUGCUCUCUCGGUUUCCCGCAAAAAGAUUGGAUUUUUGGUGUCAUUGGUCGCUUGAGCUCGGUCUCAUUCGCUAAUUUUUGCUGUUCUUUCUUCUCUUCAAUUCCUCCGGAUCUUGCAACUCAAGCUGGACUUGGCUGUUCGGGUACUGCUUUUGCUUACUCCUUCAUGCUUUUGGUUGGAUUUGAUGGGUUCCUUCGCUCAUUUUGAUGACUUGGUUGCUCCGCGAACGGUUAUUACUCAUGUACUUGGUUUCCAUUUACAGUACGUAGUGCUAAUUUACGGCAUUUAUUUGAUCACUUUUGGAUUUUUUUUUUUUCUUUUGGAACAUGGAUUCUUGAUGUCACUGGGGCAUAUUGCUGGCUUGCAAGAGUUGUAGUAGCUUUUAGGCUAUUCUGAUGGCAAGAAGGACCGAAAAAUAUCAUUUUUUUGGCGAGAACGCUCCGGUUAAUUUUAUCAUCCAAAGCCGAAUUUGGGUGUUGAUCCAAAUCAAAGCAAUUCUUUAAGUAAUGACCAGCUAUUAGAAUCAAGUAUCAACCCAAUGAAUCUGAAGAAUGGAGGGAACAGCUCCACAAAUCCUAAUUUGCUCUCAAGGCAGCGUUUACGCUGGACAAAUGAGCUCCAUGAACGUUUUGUCGGUGCUGUGACACAGCUUGGUGGAUCUGACAGAGCAACUCCAAAAGGAGUUCUUCGAAUAAUGGGUGUGCCUGGAUUAACUAUAUAUCAUAUUAAGAGUCAUUUACAGAAAUAUCGGCUUGCAAAGUAUAUACCUGACUCUUCAGCUGAUGGCACAAAGCUAGAAAUGAAAGAUGUCGGGGACCUGAUUUCAGGACUUGAAAGCACUUCUGGGAUUCAAAUAACUGAAGCACUCAAAUUGCAGAUGGAGGUGAAAAAACGACUUCACGAACAACUAGAGAUACAGCAGCAGCUACAAGUGAGAAUCGAGGCCCAAGGCAGGUAUCUCAAGAAGAUGAUCGAGGAGCAGCAGCUGCUCAGCGGCGUGCUGGCCGAAACAUCUGCCUCUGGAGUUGCUGCUGCUACUGUCCCAAGUGACCUCUGCCCCGACCCCUCGACGCCUGUUCCGACCUCUGAGUCACCGGAAGAGGACUUGGCAGCUAGCAGUGGCACUGGCGGUGGGUCACUCAAAGGCCUUCUGCAAGAUGGUUCUUUGUCUGCCACCCAUGAGCCACCGACACCUGACUCUGGUGGGUGGGGGAAGUCUGGUACCGGCUCAGACUUCCAGUUCUAGGUUGCUGAGGGGCAUUUGCAUUCAUCGAGCAACUCCAUUUGCAAUGAGGAUAUGUGAAUGGUUUCCAAUGUGAUGUUUCUUGGAGGCUGGAUCGUUGUCCACCAUGUGUUUUUCUGCAUGUUGUAGAAGAGGUGAAUCUAUGACUGUCCUGCUGUCAUUGAAAUCAGUCGCAGGGAGAGGUUUCAUGGAGAUGAUGGUCGUGUUUCAUUUGUGUUGGAAUUGUAGUGACAUGGUUCGGACACAGUCUGAUCACUGUGUUUGACAAAGGAAAACAUGAAAAAUGAUCUCAUGAUUGAUUCA
This is a messenger RNA of Musa acuminata AAA Group (dessert banana), 1641 nucleotides long. Its product is annotated as myb family transcription factor PHL7-like. Lineage: Eukaryota; Viridiplantae; Streptophyta; Magnoliopsida; Zingiberales; Musaceae. The coding region runs from base 634 to 1341 and encodes 235 amino acids. The transcript is spliced from 7 exons. Gene Ontology annotation, molecular function: DNA binding; DNA-binding transcription factor activity. The record is from RefSeq and is a predicted model, not a curated record.